AUGCCAUUCACCAAGGGUACUAAGCGCGCCGCCCCGCGCGACUCGCGCAGCGAUUCCGAAGACGAGGUCAUCACCAAGUCCAACAAGAAGACGAAAACAGCUAAGACCGGCGGAAGCAAAGAUGGAGUUGACAAGGACGGCAACUCUUUCUGGGAUCUCUCCAAUAAGCGCCGCAUAGGCCUUUCCCAAUUCAAAAACACCACUUUUGUCAACAUCCGCGAGUUUUACGAAAAGGACGGCGACAUGCUACCGGGCAAGAAGGGCAUCUCCCUCACCGUACCCCAGUACGAGGCCCUCGUCAAGGCCAUGCCCGCCAUCAGCGAGAAGCUGCGCGCCAUGGGCCACGACGUCGAGGACGUUGAGGAGGACGGUGGCGCCUCCACUGCGAUCGAGGCCCCGAAGCCCGCGGCCAAGGAGAUGUCACGAGCCAAGAAGUCCAACAUCGAGGCCACCAGUGACGAGGAGUCGGAUUAG
Messenger RNA from Colletotrichum phormii, 474 nucleotides. RefSeq names its product transcriptional Coactivator p15. The transcript is spliced from 2 exons. Gene Ontology annotation, biological process: positive regulation of transcription initiation by RNA polymerase II. Lineage: Eukaryota; Fungi; Ascomycota; Sordariomycetes; Glomerellales; Glomerellaceae. The coding region runs from base 1 to 474 and encodes 157 amino acids. The record is from RefSeq and is a predicted model, not a curated record. Gene Ontology annotation, cellular component: nucleus; transcription regulator complex. Gene Ontology annotation, molecular function: transcription coactivator activity; DNA binding.